UUUAUAUUUUUGGGUAGGCUCUGUUCUGAAGUCUGAAGGAAGUAUGUGUUCCGUCACGGAAAGCUUUUCGCGAAGUAUGGCAGCUUAAGAAUAAAUCCCUUCUUCGUGCAACAUGGAAGGCACAAGAAUUCUCGCCGGACGCCUAGCAGAGGCUAUGCCCUUCUUGCGACGUAGUGAGCCUAAUUCAACGGAGAAAUUAUCGGAUAUUACUUACUACCGAGCGCUGCGUGAUCCCGGUCCUCCGAUCAAUCCCAUUUGUGACAACCGGGCCAGUCAUGUUGAACAUCCGAAGAAAUCCAUGGUGCAUGUGCAUUUGCAGAAACCUCAGGACAUCAAGUGUUUGCAGUACUCCGAAUCCACAGAAGUCAAGGAUCUCUUGCAACUGCUUUCUUCAAGAGUCUCCUGCCAUUUGGGCGGCUGUUUACGGUAUCACGCUUUGUGUCUAGUCCACGUACCUUCUGGGAAGCGGUAUUGGUUACACCGCAAUUUAACUAUGAGGCAGGUUCAUAAAAAAUACAUGUCGCGUCACCCGCGUGAAGAGUGGAAAUUCUUCCUGCGAGUUCGCUAUUUUCCGCGUUAUUUUGAAGAUAUGGCAGCGGAUGAUUCAACCGCUCUUCUGUACCUCCAAGAACAGCUAAAGGAGCAGUUUUUCGAGGAUGAGCGAGAAGAUUUCGACUUUGCCGUUGCAAUUCGUCUUGCAUGUCUUGAGAUGCGGAAAAUGUACAAUGACAUGCACUCCUUCGCAUUGGAGAAAAAAUCCAACUUCGACAAUAUUCAUUUGGAGAAAUUGAUACCGCGUUCAGUACUGAAUCGAACGAAGACGAAAUUACUGAGGAAGCAUAUUCAGCAAAUUUUUCGGUUAUACUCUGAAUACGACUGUGAUCGCUGUGCUCUCGAGUUCUUGAAAGAACUAGUGUUGUGCAAGAACUUCCGUGACGAAAGUUUCAACUGCGAUAUUGGUAGCAGACCUGCGAUUCCUGCUGAAAUUGUCGUCGGACCCGAGAUAGGGAUUGCCUACCGGAGAACAUCAUCAGAACAUCCAUGUCGUGUUGCUCAUUUGCACGAAAUCGUGAGCAUCCGCGUCGCUGAGCUACAAAGUGCGAGGUUCCAAGUCCACCUUUCGCGCGUUGAUGGCGAGCCCGUCAUUUUGACUUUCAACUAUCCUGAGGAUGCGGAAAGCCUUGCGGACUUGGUUGACGGAUAUCACCGACUACUGAAGAACACGGAAGCAUCAAUAUGGCUGUCGAGCAAUGAACGGAAGAUCCUGCUGACGGGAGACCCGGGGAAGCAACGGGGAUUACGCGAUUCAUAUCAGCCGCUUUUUGGCGACUGGGAUAGCAGUUUGGGAUACGGUUCUACUGCGGAAUUGAUUGACGAUGAUGGAGAUUAUUCUAUGCCUGCCGGGAUUACGAAAAUCGUAUUCAAGGAAGGCCACAUGUUAUCACCAGAAGCUAAGCAGAGUGUUUUGGACCCGGUGCCCAGUCGCCGAACCUCCGAGACAAGUGACGAACCACCGACGAAGCCACCGAAACCCGGAUCCUCGACUUAUUUGAUCGCUCGCACGCCAGAAGUUCUAACGGAACUGAUGCGAGAGAACAGCUCGCGGUUGUCUCAAGCUAUCUACGAUGCACCGGCGACCCCGUUUAACACGGUAAUGCUAGACUCACCGCCGGGCUUUUGGCUUCGUAACACUAACUCCAGGGAUGCUCCGACUCGGGGUUUCGCUCUCUCUGACGCUUCCGGCUCUCGUUGGUUUUCUAGUAGUGGAGCUAUAACUGAUGAGACGCAGCUCCAAUUAGAAAAGGUUCGUCUGGAAUCUCGGCUGAAGAAGCAAAUGGAGGAAUCGCAAAAUGACAACGAAUGGCUCGCGGAGAAAGAGACUACUUUGGAGAAGUGCGCCGGGGUGCCUGUGAGGAGAUCCCGGGGAAGUACUGCGAGUGAUGAUCGGGAAGAAAUGGGAAAGCCAUUGGCAACAUCCAAUAUUGUUGUUAAAGUGUUGGAGCCGAGUCCGACUGCCGAACUCGAUCGACAGAACGAUGACGUGUAUUCCGGGACGAUUAACGUGGUCAAAGCUGUCAUGAGGCUAAACAAGGGUGUUCAGCAUGACAAAUUGGAAAUGCCGCGGGAUUACGUGCUUGACGUUGGAAAGAAUUUGCGAGACUUGCUUGGAGCUGUGGACGCUUUCGUAGAUCAACUACAAGGGUCGACAGCAAAAGAGAUCAAAAUGGCUCAGACGCUUCUGGGUGAAGACAUGAAGAAACUUGUGUCUGCUCUAACUCUGGUGGAAAAGUAUGGUAACACUACUCUUGAACAGGAAUAUGUCAGAAGUAUGAUAUCUUCAGCGCACGUCCUUGCUGUGGAUGUGAAAAAUCUUCAAGACGCUGUGGACAACGAGAGGCUGAAAGUGAAUGCGUCAGAAUUUCCGAACGCACAAAAACAGGCGGAAGUGUCUGAAGCUACAGGAAUCCGCCUGACCCGCAGUGCUCAGCCGUCUCCAACGUCCUCGCGCUCAUCAACCGUCUCGAAACGUGAUCGCGCAGGCUCAAUCGCGUCAUCGGUCGGUAGUGAGAAGGCCUGUGAUUCCGUGGCGGACUUCGCCGAAGCAUUCAGCAAAGAAUUCGGGGAAAUGUCCAUCGCCAAGGGUUCUGACUACGAUGCACCGCCUGGCACACCGCCGUUUCCCUCAUGA
Messenger RNA from Notodromas monacha, 2689 nucleotides. NCBI's taxonomy places the organism in Eukaryota, Metazoa, Arthropoda, Ostracoda, Podocopida, Cyprididae. The record is from the annotation of a GenBank genome assembly.